AUGCUAAACAGACGCAAGAAUCUCUCGCACAAGCAGCGCAGGGAGCAGAUGAUGCUCAAGCGCGCCGUCAAGCGCGGCGACAUCUCUCCUCCCCCCGCACUCAGACCAGACAGGCGCGUCCGCAAACCGCGCAACCCCGCCGUCGCCCUCCCCGACCAUGCACGCCAUGCGCGUCGGCUUCAAUCCGAGUUCAUCAAGCUCCCUGCGCCCUUCCUCAAAAAGACCGAGAUCCUCGCGUCUGCGAUCCCGCUCGCCCGCCCCGUUCCGCCCGAGGCCGCGAUCCUCCCAGAUGUGAACGCUGAAUCUCCGAGCUCAGCGGAGCACACGAGCACUGAGGCGACCUCAGCGGAAAACACAAGCACUCCAGCGGUCCAGCUGACGUGUCCGAGGCGUCCCAAAUGGCGCUACGACCAGUCCAAGAACGAGAUCGAAGCGAACGAGGAGGGCCUCUUUGCCAAAUGGCUCGCACAGACUGACACCGCGCUCAGCGCGUGGUGCACCACGGAGGACCCCCCGGCGCCCGACCCUACUCCCGCGGAUCAAGAACCUCCUCCGCCUAAUGCGGAGCCAGAACAGAUGCCCCAUGCGCCGACCAGCUUCGAGCGCAACAUCGAAGUGUACCGCCAACUUUGGCGCGUGACCGAGAUCUCCCAGAUCCUCCUCAUCUUGCUUGACGCGCGCUGCCCGACCCUGCACUUCCCACCCGCGCUCUCGACGUACCUCUCGACGGUGUCCAACGCGACGCGCCUUCGUACCAUACUUGUACUCACUAAGGUCGACAUCGUCGGCCCCGAACGCGCCGCCGCGUGGGAGCGCGACCUGCAGAAGCGCUUUCCCGGGGUGCGCGUCGUGCAGGUCGAGUCGUAUGUGGAGAAGCAUCACCCAGACACCCAUGGAGGAAUGACUGCCGGCUCGCGGCGCGCCCAUAAACCGUAUCUACCGUCUGCAUUCCGCGCUGCACUCGUUGACGCGUUGCGCGCGACGCACUCGGAAUUGUUGGAGCCGCCGGCGGAGGUGAAAGCCAAGCCGCAGAGGCUAGCGAACUGGAAGCCGCGCGUGAAGACGCAGGUCAACUGGGACGCAGUUCUUCAGGCACAUGGAGGGCAAGUUGGCACCACGGUAGGAGGCGCUGCGGCACCGAAGCCAGAUAAGACCGCGGCGGACGACCACGCAGAUGGCGAACAUACGGACGAAGAAACCGAACCCGAAUUUCUGACCGUCGGCGUCAUCGGCCAGCCCAAUGUUGGCAAAUCAUCGCUGCUGAACGCGUUGUUCGGCGCGACGAAAGUGAAGGCGUCCAGCACGCCAGGCAAGACGAAGCACUUCCAGACACUAUUCUGGACACCCGAAGUCCGGCUCGUAGACUGCCCAGGGCUCAUCUUCCCGAAUUAUGUGGAUAUGGAGACACAGGUGCUGACCGGGAUCCUGCCCAUCGCGCGCGUGUCCGCGAUCCCGCUCUGCAUCCACCACGCCGCGCAGCUGCUCCCACUCGAGGCCGUGCUCGGACUCACGCACCCGUCGCUCGACGAGCCACCGCCCGAGUACAAGCGCACGUGGCGCGCGGGGAUGCAGCCGCACGCGGAGGAGCGGGCGCGCCUGCGUGCGCAGACGUGGACCGCCAAUGACAUCCUCACCGCGUACGCGACGAAGAAGGGCUGGAUUACGGCGCGUGUCGGCCGUCCGGACGUGAAGCGGGCUGGGAACGCGAGUGCGUGUUUUCCAUUUGUGUGCAUUCUGCGCGCGCUCGCCGGAGGCGCCAUCCGCUGGGCGUUCUGGCCCCCGGGCACCGACGCAGCCACGAUCAAGGCGAACGAGCCCAUCCCGGGCGCGGGUAUCUGGAUCGACCACGGGCAGCACGAUAUCGACAUCGACGACGACGCGCACCCGCACGAGCGCGGAUCGUCCGAAGACGACGACGAUCACGGCGGCUCGUCCGAGGAAGACGACAGCGGGGAAGAAGGCAUCAGCGAGGAAGAUGAGGAGGAAGAGAACGGAGGUGAGGAGGACGGCGACGACGCGGCCGAGGUCGGCGCAGGGGCGGGGACUGGCGGGAAGCCGAAGCUCGCUGGGACCGCAGGCCGGUUCGGCGCGCUCGUGCUGGAUGAUGAGGAUCAGGACGAGGAUGCGGACAGCGAUGCGUCGAAUGGAAGGGAGUGA
Molecule: messenger RNA, 2157 nt
Organism: Trametes versicolor FP-101664 SS1
Lineage: Eukaryota; Fungi; Basidiomycota; Agaricomycetes; Polyporales; Polyporaceae
Product: P-loop containing nucleoside triphosphate hydrolase protein
Exons: 6
Coding region: 1-2157 (718 amino acids)
Molecular function (GO): GTP binding; GTPase activity
Source: RefSeq, a predicted model, not a curated record